UUCAGUUAUCAAUUAAAAGCGGAGACGCGCCCAAGUGGCGGUACAACGGCAUAAAAUCCACAUUUUGCUACAGCAAAUAUUACAAUAACAUUCAUACCUCGGAACGAAAUAUUGUUGGCAAAAAUAGUGGAAUAGUGGAGGAAAUAUCGACCACAAAUCACGGCGCAGGCACAAGUGGCACAGCACAACAAAACCGACCAUAGACACCGACCAAAAUUUAGUUACUUUGUAUUUGUUGAAAAUGAUAAAUGCCGCCGGAACGGUCGGAUACACAAGCGCAGCCCUGAAGCUGAUAUUGUUGGCUAACUUGCUGUUGUUCGGCACCAUGAACGUGUUUACUUACAUAGAAAUGAGCGAAGCUGCUGCAAUAUCUAACCACAACGACACAGAGGCAACAGGCGACCAAAUAUUAGGAGAUACGCGUAACUGGCGCUUAAUCACGCGCGCCGAAUGGCGUGCACGUCCGCCCACAUCGAGCACCAAUUUCACCGGCCCUGCGCCAUAUGUUAUCCUACAUCAUUCCUAUCAGCCGGGCGUUUGCCGGACUGAGGAUGCUUGCAAAGCGGCGAUGCGCUCAAUGCAGAACUACCAUAUGGACACGCAUGGUUGGCCGGACAUUGGCUACAGUUUCGCAGUUGGCGGUGAUGGCAAUGUGUAUGAGGGGCGCGGCUAUGAGGUGGUCGGUGCACAUGCUCCCAACUACAACAGCCGCAGUAUUGGUCUACUCUUGAUUGGUAAUUUUAUGGAUGAGCUGCCACCAGUGCCCAUGUUGCAAGUGGCACAGGACUUUAUUAAAUACUCAUUGGAGGGCGGUCAUUUGCGUGACGAUUACAUUUUAUACGGUCACCGGCAGGUACGCAACACCGAGUGUCCCGGCGAUGCGUUGUAUGCGUUGAUUAAAGAAUGGCCCCACUGGCAGGAGCACAACUGACUGACAUCAGUUCCCACAUGUGGCGAAUGAAAAUUUUAGCUCAUUAAUAUUUUAACUUUUAAUUUGUAUUUCAUGAAUACCAGCAAUGUACAUAAAUACUCAUAAUAAUACAUAUUUAAGUUUAUACAACCAA
Messenger RNA from Bactrocera dorsalis (oriental fruit fly), 1064 nucleotides. Its product is annotated as peptidoglycan-recognition protein SB1. The record is from RefSeq and is a predicted model, not a curated record. Gene Ontology annotation, molecular function: zinc ion binding; N-acetylmuramoyl-L-alanine amidase activity. The transcript has 3 exons. Gene Ontology annotation, biological process: peptidoglycan catabolic process. The coding region runs from base 242 to 931 and encodes 229 amino acids. Lineage: Eukaryota; Metazoa; Arthropoda; Insecta; Diptera; Tephritidae.